AUGUCGCUCGUCACUUGUUUGCGUUUACUUUUGCUGGGCUCAGUUAUCAUUUCGAGCACAGAGGGGCUGUGCUUCACUUCUCGGCAUAUCGUCUGCCUUGAUAGCAAGAAGACAACCGUGUGCCAGCACUCGUGUCUGCGGAUUGGAGGAGGUAACGGAGGUACGGAUGAUUUGAACGCAUGGGACGUAGCCCUUGAAGUUGCAAAGGAGAUUGUCGAGAAGUGCAGAGAUCAACUCACGAAUGCCAUCAUGCAGCAGAAUCAGAGCGACAUUCUUAAGUUUGAUAUUAUGGCAAGGCAAAGCGAAUAUAAUCUGAAUCGUUUAUACGCAAUGAGGGAGCAAAGUCAGGCUAAAAGCACAGGCGACGAGAUCAAGGCCGCAAGGGCUCGUCAGCGAGUCGCGGAAGCAAAGCUAGGCUUGACGUUGUGUACGAGGGAGGCAGAGCUUCGGGAGGCUGAAAGCACAGGCGACGAGAUCAAGGCCGCAAGGGCUCGUCAGCGAGUCGCGGAGGCAGAGCUUCGGGAGGCUGAAAGCACAGACGACGAGAUCAAGGCCGCAAGGGCUCGUCAGCGAGUCGCGGAAGCAAAGCUAGGCUUGACGUUGUGUACGAGGGAGGCAGAGCUUCGGGAGGCUGAAAGCACAGGCGACGAGAUCAAGGCCGCAAGGGCUCGUCAGCGAGUCGCGGAGGCAGAGCUUCGGGAGGCUGAAAGCACAGACGACGAGAUCAAGGCCGCAAGGGCUCGUCAGCGAGUCGCGGAGGCAGAGCUUCGGGAGGCUGGAAGCACAGACGACGAGAUCAGGCCCGCAAGGGCUUCGUCAGCGAGUCGCGGAAGCAAAGCUAGGCUUGACGUUGUGGCUCGUCAGCGAGUCGCGGAAGCAAAGCUAGGCUUGACGUUGUGUACGAGGGAGGCAGAGCUUCGGGAGGCUGAAAGCACAGGCGACGAGAUCAAGGCCGCAAGGGCUCGUCAGCAAGUCGCGGAGGCAGAGCUUCGGGAGGCUGAAAGCACAGGCGACGAGAUCAAGGCCGCAAGGGCUCGCGACAAGCUACAGGAAGCAGGUCUAGAAUUAUCGGUAGCAAUUGCGCAGAAAGAGCUGAAGGAAGCAAGUAAGGACGACGUUGAUCGCUAUCAGAGGCAACUCGACUUCAGCCUGUAUGCUCUCAAAACACAUCGAAUGUACAGCGGGACAGAAAAUUUCUUUACGGCUAUUCAAGACCUUGCCAACCAAGUCGACAUGCAUGAGGUCAUAUCGUCCUUGAGGCGAUACCUUGCCAGAUUUCUUGACCGGCAAAGAAGCUUGGAAUCAUCAGCGGGGGAAGCCAGCAGGCUUUUCAGCAUAUUGAACCCAAUCAACACACUGGUACAGGAUGCAAAUGACGUAACAGCUACCACUCACUUGUGCGUGAUUGAAGCUUGUUCUGGCAGUGGGAAGUCGUUGUGUGCUGCUGAUUUCUUUGUGCGAAAUUCAGACCAGUGUAUUUAUUUUCUCUUCAACCCUUCGAAGAAAGAAAACAAGCAGAACUUGUACCAAAACGUGUCAAGCAUCACAAACUUGAUGGGCUUGGCCAUGAACUGCGACCUUAUCUCGUUGAUUCGGUCUACAACUCCUACAUUGAGUACUGAACUUCUUGGAGUAUUAGAUUUUGAUUUGAAAGAAAGUGAAAGGAAGUGGUAUUUGUUGGGAGCUCUUGGCUACUUGUGGAAGGAGACGACUACCGUUGCCCCUGUCUCUGUCAAGGAAGCGAUGAACUGGAAACAGCGAUGGGUUCUGAUGGAUGAGACCAUUCCUCCUGAGCAGGACUUCGCAGCGAUCGCCAAGCUGGUGCUCGUCAAGAGGGUGUUGACAAACGCAAACAUUCACUGCAUUAUGUUGGGGACGAACACUUUGGUCAUGAAUAUCGAUAAGAUUCCAAGGAGCUCCGAGUACAGUCGCGAUGAAGAUCGAACAAUGGUAUGCUUAACUCAUCGCUCUCUACCUAGGUACAUCUUGCCGUCGAGCAAGGACGAAGAGCUGUUGAAGAAGUUUUUCGGAGAGUCACGGGUCUCUCAACUGUUGGACAACGUCAACCCAUGGCUCUGCUCGCUUUUCUUGACUAAUUUGAGGCGAUUCCCCGAAAUCAAAAAUCCAUCCAGUUUGAUUCGAAACAUCUCCAGAGCGGUCCUGCUUAGGGUAAAGCGCGACAAAAGGAGCCUGAAGGACGAAUCUAUCUACUGCAUGUUUCAGAUUUCUGCGCAUGAACCUGUCUCUCAGUUGCACAUCUCCAAGGGGUUUGCUCAGCUAAAUGUGUGGGACAGCAAUUUGCCACGGCGGGGCAGUAAAGAAUCUAUGCCUGAAAUGACUAGAUUAGAAAACGAGGUGGAAUUGAGAAUCCAUGACACUCCUCUUCCAGAACUGACCGCGUCUUUCCCACCUGCUGUGCAAGAUCCCAUCACCGUGGCUGUUUGUGCUGGGGGAGGACGGCCUUUCGGCCAAAGAUCAGCGCUUCAGGUCUUGCAGGGCAUCCACAAGCAGAAGGCAGUUUGGAGUAAUCCCAUCCAUGUGGAUGCGUACAAGCGAGAUGCGAACGAGUUAGAGUCAUUUGGUGCAGUUGUCCUGAUGAUCAGCAGCUGGUCUCCCUGUGAGGACCUUCUGAAGAAUAUCGCUUAUCACUGCGGCUUUCCAGAAGACCAGCCAAGUGUAGGUGAGAUUCUUGCUUCUGUCAGAAACAAGAAAUGCUUCAUGCGAAUCCUCAAAUCCUGCGUAUCCAACUUAGCUCCUGUACGAUGGAGUGAGCGGAGAGACGCAGCUUCGCCGUUCAUGGGCUACUACAUCUGCAACCAGGACAGACAGAAAAGGGACGGUACCUUUACAGGACCAACCUCUGCAAGCAAGAAAUCAUUGAUGGGAGGAGCGGAGUACAAGAAUUGGAAUUCUGCACUUACCCCUGAACAGUUGUCAAAGGUGCUCUCUAAACUGUUGAAGCAGGAUCUGGAUGUUAAUGUGUGCAUGGUUCUGGAGAUAUCAAUCAAUGUGACAGAGAGCAAUCUGAAAGGAAUCAUCAAGAAUACUGGCAUUCAAUGCAAGACUGAGUGGCUUGUAUUGCAUCUCAAAGGUGAAGGCUGGAGAUCCUUUUCAUUUCAGAUUGAUGCAUUUGAUGAUAAUCAGACGAUGAAAAGAGACGAAGAAUGCGUUCAAGAGCAAGCAGGGGUUGAUCUGGAGCUUGAGCCUGUCAAACGAAAAGUGCUGAUGAUCAUUGAGAUUGGAAUAAAAACUCAACCCUUCUGCGGUAAAGGAAGAUAUGAUCAGUGCCCCAAACGGAAGAAGCGAAGAGAUCAACGUGGAAAGAAGGAAGGAAAGCGUAUCAGAACCAACAAAGAAAUGAAAAGGAAUUGUCGACAAGCAAAGAAAGUGCGCAGGAAUGCUGUGGAGCAAGAGCUGCAGCUGGACAAGGACGGCAACGUCUUCGGCAAGAAGAUUAUCUCGUUCGACAGGAGCAGCGCACGGCAGCAAGGACUGAGGUGUGAGCUCGACCUGGUGAUGACCCGCAAACUGGGAGACGACAAGAGCAUAUGCUGCGAGAUGCCGAAGCAGGUGCUGCAAUGCCAACCUCCAGGCUUCUGGAUGGAAGGAAGAGUGUGA
Guillardia theta CCMP2712 is the source of this 3618-nucleotide messenger RNA. RefSeq lists its product as hypothetical. The transcript has 7 exons. The record is from RefSeq and is a predicted model, not a curated record. NCBI's taxonomy places the organism in Eukaryota, Cryptophyceae, Pyrenomonadales, Geminigeraceae. The coding region runs from base 1 to 3618 and encodes 1205 amino acids.